AUGUGGGUGCGAGGCGAGCAGCCCUGGGUGUGGCGCCGCCUGUCGUGCCUCGCCCAGCGCCUACGCUGGCUCCCACUUGCGUCACUGCACGCGUCCUCGCUGGCUGACAAACAACUGCCAACUCCCCAGAGGCUAGAAACAGAAUGCGAGGCCCUCGGCGCGGGCGUGCUCUCAGCGCUAGUGGAGUGCGGACAAACCUCGUUGGGCGGCAGCAGCAGCACACGCCUCCGACCUCCUGACGCUCAACAACACUGCACCGUGCCUAAGUACGGACUGACUGAGCAGCGAGCAGCGAGCAGCGAGCAGCGAGCUGGCGGCGGCCAGGUGCAAGUGGCAGGUGGGCCGCGCAGUUCCCGCACCGCCGACAGAGCGCACCACCCUCCGGCAGGCAGCCUCCGCGGCCGUGGCCUUCGGCGAGAGCCGGCCGACUUACCAGCUUCCAAAACAUUUUCCCGGCUGCAGCAGCCAGCCUGCCCACACCAGCCCGACUCCACACUGCCCCCUCCUCCACUGUCACGUCCUCGCAGUACUUCUCGAGCACGCCACCGUCGCGGCAUCGGCCGCCGCCGCCUCAGCAUCGCCCUGGCGUCCGUGGGCCGCUCUGCCUCAGGGCUGCAGCAGCCAGCCUGCCCACACCAGCCCGACUCCGCACUGCCCCCUCCUCCACUGUCACGUCCUCGCAGUACUUCUCGAGCACACCACCAUCCCGGCAUCGGCCGCCGCCGCCUCAGCAUCGCCCUGGCGUCCGUGGGCCGCUCUGCCUCAGGGCUGCAGCAGCCAGCCUGCCCACACCAGCCCGACUCCACACUGCCCCCUCCUCCACUGUCACGUCCUCGCAGUACUUCUCGAGCACGCCACCGUCCCGGCAUCGGCCGCCGCCGCCUCAGCAUCGCACCGGCGUCCGUGGGCCGCUCUGCCUCAGGGCUGCAGCAGCCAGCCUGCCCACACCAGCCCGACUCCACACUGCCCCCUCCUCCACUGUCACGUCCUCGCAGUACUUCUCGAGCACGCCACCGUCCCGGCAUCGGCCGCCGCCGCCUCAGCAUCGCCCUGGCGUCCGUGGGCCGCUGUGCCUCAGGGCUGCAGCAGCCGGCCUGCCCACACCAGCCCGACUCCACACUGCCCCCUCCUCCACUGUCACGUCCUCGCAGUACUUCUCGAGCACGCCACCGUCCCGGCAUCGGCCGCCGCCGCCUCAGCAUCGCCCUGGCGUCUGUGGGCCGCUCUGCCUCAGGGCUGCAGCAGCCAGCCUGCCCACACCAGCCCGACUCCACACUGCCCCCUCCUCCACUGUCACGUCCUCGCAGUACUUCUCGAGCACGCCACCAUCCCGGCAUCGGCCGCCGCCGCCUCAGCAUCGCCCUGGCGUCCGUGGGCCGCUCUGCCUCAGGGCUGCAGCAGCCGGCCUGCCCACACCAGCCCGACUCCACACUGCCCCCUCCUCCACUGUCACGUCCUCGCAGUACUUCUCGAGCACGCCACCGUCCCGACAUCGGCCGCCGCCGCCUCAGCAUCGCCCUGGCGUCCGUGGGCCGCUCUGCCUCAGGGCUGCAGCAGCCAGCCUGCCCACACCAGCCUGACUCCACACUGACCCCUCCUCCACUGUCACGUUCUCGCAGUACGUCUCGAGCACGCCACCGUCCCGGCAUCGGCCGCCGCCGCCUCAGCAUCGCCCUGGCGUCCGUGGGCCGCUCUGCCUCAGGGCUGCAGCAGCCAGCCUGCCCACACCAGCCCGACUUCACACUGCCCCCUCCUCCACUGUCACGUCCUCGCAGUACUUCUCGAGCACGCCACAGUCCCGGCAUCGGCCGCCGCCGCCUCAGCAUCGCCCUGGUGUUCGUGGUCCGCUCUGCCUCAGGGCUGCAGCAGCCAGCCUGCCCACACCAGCCCGACUCCACACUGCCCCCUCCUCCACUGUCACGUCCUCGCAGUACUUCUCGAGCACGCCACUGUCCCGGCAACGGCCGCCGCCGCCUCAGCAUCGCCAUGGCGUCCGUGGGCCGCUCUGCCUCAGGGCUGCAACAGCCAGCCUGCCCACACCAGCCUGACUCCACACUGCUCCCUCCUCCACUGUCACGUCCUCGCAGUACUUCUCGAGCACGCCACCGUCCCGGCAUCGGCCGCCGCCGCCUCAGCAUCGCCCUGGCGUCCGUGGGCCGCUCUGCCUCAGGGCUGCAGCAGCCAGCCUGCCCACACCAGCCCGACUCCACACUGCCCCCUCCUCCACUGUCACGUCCUCGCAGUACUUCUCGAGCAUGCCACCGUCACGGCAUUGGCCGCCGCCGCCUCAGCAUCGCCCUGGCGUCCGUGGGCCGCUGUGCCUCAUGGCUGCAGCAGCCAGCCUGCCCACACCAGCCCGACUCCACACUGCCCCCUCCUCCACUGUCACGUCCUUGCAGUACUUCUCGAGCACCUCACCGUCCCGGCAUCGGCCGCCGCCGCCUCAGCAUCGCCCUGGCGUCCGUGGGCCGCUCUGCCUCAGGGUUACAGCAGCCAGCCUGCCCACACCAGCCCGACUCCACACUGCCCCCUCCUCCACUGUCACGUCCUCGCAGUACUUCUCGAGCACGCCACCGUCCCGGCAUCGGCCGCCGCCGCCUCAGCAUCGCCCUGGCGUGCGUGGGCCGCUCUGCCUCAGGGCUGCAGCAGCCAGCCUGCCCACACCAGCCCGACUCCACACUGCUCUCCUCCAGUGUCACGUCCUCGCAGUACUUCUCGAGCACGCCACCGUCCCGGCAUCGGCCGCCGCCGCCUCAGCAUCGCCCUGGCGUCCGUGGGCCGCUCUGCCUCAGGGCUGCAGCAGCCAGCCUGCCCACACCAGCCCGACUCCACACUGCCCCCUCCUCCACUGUCACGUCCUCGCAGUACUUCUCGAGCACCCCACCGUCCCGGCAUCGGCCGCCGCCGCCUCAGCAUCGCCCUGGCGUCGGUGGGCCGCUCUGCCUCAGGGCUGCAGCAGCCAGCCUGCCCACACCAGCCCGACUCCACACUGCCUCCUCCUCCACUGUCACGUCCUCGCAGUACUUCUCGAGCACGCCAUCGUCCCGGCAUCGGCCGCCGCCGCCUCAGCAUCGCCCUGGCGUCUGUGGGCCGCUCUGCCUCAGGGCUGCAGCAGCCACCCUGCCACACCAGCCCGACUCCACACUGCCCCCUCCUCCACUGUCACGUCCUCGCAGUACUUCUCGAGCACGCCACCAUCCCGGCAUCGGCCGCCGCCGCCUCAGCAUCGCCCUGGCGUCCGUGGGCUGCUCUGCCUCAGGGCUGCAGCAGCCAGCCUGCCCACACCAGCCCGACUCCUCACUGCCCCCUCCUCCACUGUCACGUCCUCGCAGUACUUCUCGAGCACCCCACCGUCCCGGCAUCGGCCGCCGCCGCCUCAGCAUCGCCCUGGCGUCCGUGGGCCGCUCUGCCUCAGGGCUGCAGCAGCCAGCCUGCCCACACCAGCCCGACUUCACACUGCCCCCUCCUCCACUGUCACGUCCUCGCAGUACUUCUCGAGCACGCCACAGUCCCGGCAUCGGCCGCCGCCGCCUCAGCAUCGCCCUGGUGUUCGUGGUCCGCUCUGCCUCAGGGCUGCAGCAGCCAGCCUGCCCACACCAGCCCGACUCCACACUGCCCCCUCCUCCACUGUCACGUCCUCGCAGUACUUCUCGAGCAUGCCACUGUCCCGGCAACGGCCGCCGCCGCCUCAGCAUCGCCAUGGCGUCCGUGGGCCGCUCUGCCUCAGGGCUGCAACAGCCAGCCUGCCCACACCAGCCUGACUCCACACUGCUCCCUCCUCCACUGUCACGUCCUCGCAGUACUUCUCGAGCACGCCACCGUCCCGGCAUCGGCCGCCGCCGCCUCAGCAUCGCCCUGGCGUCCGUGGGCCGCUCUGCCUCAGGGCUGCAGCAGCCAGCCUGCCCACACCAGCCCGACUCCACACUGCCCCCUCCUCCACUGUCACGUCCUCGCAGUACUUCUCGAGCAUGCCACUGUCCCGGCAUCGGCCGCCGCCGCCUCAGCAUCGCCCUGGCGUCCGUGGGCCGCUGUGCCUCAUGGCUGCAGCAGCCAGCCUGCCCACACCAGCCCGACUCCACACUGCCCCCUCCUCCACUGUCACGUCCUUGCAGUACUUCUCGAGCACCCCACCGUCCCGGCAUCGGCCGCCGCCGCCUCAGCAUCGCCCUGGCGUCCGUGGGCCGCUCUGCCUCAGGGUUACAGCAGCCAGCCUGCCCACACCAGCCCGACUCCACACUGCCCCCUCCUCCACUGUCACGUCCUCGCAGUACUUCUCGAGCACGCCACCGUCCCGGCAUCGGCCGCCGCCGCCUCAGCAUCGCCCUGGCGUGCGUGGGCCGCUCUGCCUCAGGGCUGCAGCAGCCAGCCUGCCCACACCAGCCCGACUCCACACUGCUCUCCUCCAGUGUCACGUCCUCGCAGUACUUCUCGAGCACGCCACCGUCCCGGCAUCGGCCGCCGCCGCCUCAGCAUCGCCCUGGCGUCCGUGGGCCGCUCUGCCUCAGGGCUGCAGCAGCCAGCCUGCCCACACCAGCCCGACUCCACACUGCCCCCUCCUCCACUGUCACGUCCUCGCAGUACUUCUCGAGCACGCCACCGUCUCGGCUUCGGCCGCCGCCGCCUCAGCAUCGCCCUGGCGUCGGUGGGCCGCUCUGCCUCAGGGCUGCAGCAGCCAGCCUGCCCACACCAGCCCGACUCCACACUGCCCCCUCCUCCACUGUCACGUCCUCGCAGUACUUCUCAAGCACGCCAUCGUCCCGGCAUCGGCCGCCGCCGCCUCAGCAUCGCCCUGGCGUCUGUGGGCCGCUCUGCCUCAGGGCUGCAGCAGCCACCCUGCCACACCAGCCCGACUCCACACUGCCCCCUCCUCCACUGUCACGUCCUCGCAGUACUUCUCGAGCACGCCACCAUCCCGGCAUCGGCCGCCGCCGCCUCAGCAUCGCCCUGGCGUCCGUGGGCCGCUCUGCCUCAGGGCUGCAGCAGCCAGCCUGCCCACACCAGCCCGACUCCACACUGCCCCCUCCUCCACUGUCACGUCCUCGCAGUACUUCUCGAGCACCCCACCGUCCCGGCAUCGGCCGCCGCCACCUCAGCAUCGCCCUGGCGUCCGUGGGCCGCUCUGCCUCAGGGCUGCAGCAGCCAGCCUGCCCACACCAGCCCGACUCCACACUGCCCCCUCCUCCACUGUCACGUCCUCGCAGUACUUCUCGAGCAGGCCACCGUCCCGGCAUCGGCCGCCGCCGCCUCAGCAUCGCCCUGGCGUCCGUGGGCCGCUCUGCCUCAGGGCUGCAGCAGCCAGCCUGCCCACACCAGCCCGACUCCACACUGCCCCCUCCUCCACUGUCACGUCCUCGCAGUACUUCUCGAGCACGCCACCGUCCCGGCAACGGCCGCCGCCGCCUCAGCAUCGCCCUGGCGUCCGUGGGCCGCUCUGCCUCAGGGCUGCAACAGCCAGCCUGCCCACACCAGCCCGACUCCACACUGCUCCCUCCUCCACUGUCACGUCUUUGCAGUACUUCUCGAGCGCGCCACCGUCCCGGCAUCGGCCGCCGCCGCCUCAGCAUCGCCGUGGCGUCCGUGGGCCGCUCUGCCUCAGGGCUGCAGCAGCCAGCCUGCCCACACCAGCCCGACUCCACACUGCCCCCUCCUCCACUGUCACGUCCUCGCAGUACUUCUCGAGCACCCCACCGUCCCGGCAUCGGCCGCCGCCGCCACAGCAUCGCCCUGGCGUCGGUGGGCCGCUCUGCCUCAGGGCUGCAGCAGCCAGCCUGCCCACACCAGCCCGACUCCACACUGCCCCCUCCUCCACUGUCACGUCCUCGCAGUUCUUCUCGAGCACCCCACCGUCCCGGCAUCGGCCGCCGCCGCCUCAGCAUCGCCCUGGCGUCGGUGGGCCGCUCUGCCUCAGGGCUGCAGCAGCCAUCCUGCCCACACCAGCCCGACUCCACACUGCCCCCUCCUCCACUGUCACGUCCUCGCAGUACUUCUCGAGCACGCCACCGUCCCGGCAUCGGCCGCCGCCGCCUCAGCAUCGCCCUGGCGUCCGUGGGCCGCUCUGCCUCAGGGCUGCAGCAGCCAGCCUGCCCACACCAGCCCGACUCCACACUGCCCCCUCCUCCACUGUCACGGCCUCGCAGUACUUCUCGAGCACGCCAGCGUCCCAGCAUCGGCCGCCGCCGCCUCAGCAUCACCCUGGCGUCUGUGGGCCGCUCUGCCUCAGGGCUGCAGCAGCCAGCCUGCCCACACCAGCCCGACUCCACACUGCCCCCUCCUCCACUGUCACGUCCUCGCAGUACUUCUCGAGCACGCCACCGUCCCGGCAUCGGCCGCCGCCGCCUCAGCAUCGCCCUGGCGUCGGUGGGCCGCUCUGCCUCAGGGCUGCAGCAGCCAGCCUGCCCACACCAGCCCGACUCCACACUGCCCCCUCCUCCACUGUCACGUCCUCGCAGUACUUCUCGAGCACGCCACCGUCCCGGCAUCGGCCGCCGCCGCCUCAGCAUCGCCCUGGCGUCGGUGGGCCGCUCUGCCUCAGGGCUGCAGCAGCCAGCCUGCCCACACCAGCCCGACUCCACACUGCCCCCUCCUCCACUGUCACGUCCUCGCAGUACUUCUCGAGCACCCCACCGUCCCGGCAUCGGCCGCCGCCGCCUCAGCAUCGCCCUGGCGUCGGUGGGCCGCUCUGCCUCAGGGCUGCAGCAGCCAGCCUGCCCACACCAGCCCGACUCCACACUGCCCCCUCCUCCACUGUCACGUCCUCGCAGUACUUCUCGAGCACCCCACCGUCCCGGCAACGGCCGCCGCCUUCUCAACAUCGCCCUGGCGUCGGUGGGCCGCUCUGCCUCAGGGCUGCAGCAGCCAUCCUGCCCACACCAGCCCGACUCCACACUUCCCCCUCCUCCACUGUCACGUCCUCGCAGUACUUCUCGAGCACGCCACCGUCCCGGCAUCGGCCGCCGCCGCCUCAGCAUCGCCCUGGCGUCCGUGGGCCGCUCUGCCUCAGGGCUGCAACAGCCAGCCUGCCCACACCAGCCCGACUCCACACUGCCCCCUCCUCCACUGUCACGUCCUCGCAGUACUUCUCGAGCACCCCACCGUCCCGGCAUCGGCCGCCGCCGCCUCAGCAUCGCCCUGGCGUCGGUGGGCCGCUCUGCCUCAGGGCUGCAGCAGCCAGCCUGCCCACACCAGCCCGACUCCACACUGCCCCCUCCUCCACUGUCACGUCCUCGCAGUACUUCUCGAGCACCCCACCGUCCCGGCAAGCGCCGCCGCCGCCUCAGCAUCGCCCUGGCGUCGGUGGGCCGCUCUGCCUCAGGGCUGCAGCAGCCAGCCUGCCCACACCAGCCCGACUCCACACUGCCCCCUCCUCCACUGUCACGUCCUCGCAGUACUUCUCGAGCACCCCACCGUCCCGGCAAGCGCCGCCGCCGCCUCAGCAUCGCCCUGGCGUCGGUGGGCCGCUCUGCCUCAGGGCUGCAGCAGCCAGCCUGCCCACACCAGCCCGACUCCACACUGCCCCCUCCUCCACUGUCACGUCCUCGCAGUACUUCUCGAGCACGCCACCGUCCCGGCAUCGGCCGCCGCCGCCUCAGCAUCGCCCUGGCGUCCGUGGGCCGCUGUGCCUCAGGGCUGCAGCAGCCGGCCUGCCCACACCAGCCCGACUCCACACUGCCCCCUCCUCCACUGUCACGUCCUCGCAGUACUUCUCGAGCACGCCACCAUCCCGGCAUCGGCCGCCGCCGCCUCAGCAUCGCCCUGGCGUCCGUGGGCCGCUCUGCCUCAGGGCUGCAGCAGCCGGCCUGCCCACACCAGCCCGACUCCACACUGCCCCCUCCUCCACUGUCACGUCCUCGCAGUACUUCUCGAGCACGCCACCGUCCCGACAUCGGCCGCCGCCGCCUCAGCAUCGCCCUGGCGUCCGUGGGCCGCUCUGCCUCAGGGCUGCAGCAGCCAGCCUGCCCACACCAGCCUGACUCCACACUGACCCCUCCUCCACUGUCACGUUCUCGCAGUACGUCUCGAGCACGCCACCGUCCCGGCAUCGGCCGCCGCCGCCUCAGCAUCGCCCUGGCGUCCGUGGGCCGCUCUGCCUCAGGGCUGCAGCAGCCAGCCUGCCCACACCAGCCCGACUUCACACUGCCCCCUCCUCCACUGUCACGUCCUCGCAGUACUUCUCGAGCACGCCACAGUCCCGGCAUCGGCCGCCGCCGCCUCAGCAUCGCCCUGGUGUUCGUGGUCCGCUCUGCCUCAGGGCUGCAGCAGCCAGCCUGCCCACACCAGCCCGACUCCACACUGCCCCCUCCUCCACUGUCACGUCCUCGCAGUACUUCUCGAGCACGCCACUGUCCCGGCAACGGCCGCCGCCGCCUCAGCAUCGCCAUGGCGUCCGUGGGCCGCUCUGCCUCAGGGCUGCAACAGCCAGCCUGCCCACACCAGCCUGACUCCACACUGCUCCCUCCUCCACUGUCACGUCCUCGCAGUACUUCUCGAGCACGCCACCGUCCCGGCAUCGGCCGCCGCCGCCUCAGCAUCGCCCUGGCGUCCGUGGGCCGCUCUGCCUCAGGGCUGCAGCAGCCAGCCUGCCCACACCAGCCCGACUCCACACUGCCCCCUCCUCCACUGUCACGUCCUCGCAGUACUUCUCGAGCAUGCCACCGUCCCGGCAUCGGCCGCCGCCGCCUCAGCAUCGCCCUGGCGUCCGUGGGCCGCUGUGCCUCAUGGCUGCAGCAGCCAGCCUGCCCACACCAGCCCGACUCCACACUGCCCCCUCCUCCACUGUCACGUCCUUGCAGUACUUCUCGAGCACCUCACCGUCCCGGCAUCGGCCGCCGCCGCCUCAGCAUCGCCCUGGCGUCCGUGGGCCGCUCUGCCUCAGGGUUACAGCAGCCAGCCUGCCCACACCAGCCCGACUCCACACUGCCCCCUCCUCCACUGUCACGUCCUCGCAGUACUUCUCGAGCACGCCACCGUCCCGGCAUCGGCCGCCGCCGCCUCAGCAUCGCCCUGGCGUGCGUGGGCCGCUCUGCCUCAGGGCUGCAGCAGCCAGCCUGCCCACACCAGCCCGACUCCACACUGCUCUCCUCCAGUGUCACGUCCUCGCAGUACUUCUCGAGCACGCCACCGUCCCGGCAUCGGCCGCCGCCGCCUCAGCAUCGCCCUGGCGUCCGUGGGCCGCUCUGCCUCAGGGCUGCAGCAGCCAGCCUGCCCACACCAGCCCGACUCCACACUGCCCCCUCCUCCACUGUCACGUCCUCGCAGUACUUCUCGAGCACCCCACCGUCCCGGCAUCGGCCGCCGCCGCCUCAGCAUCGCCCUGGCGUCGGUGGGCCGCUCUGCCUCAGGGCUGCAGCAGCCAGCCUGCCCACACCAGCCCGACUCCACACUGCCUCCUCCUCCACUGUCACGUCCUCGCAGUACUUCUCGAGCACGCCAUCGUCCCGGCAUCGGCCGCCGCCGCCUCAGCAUCGCCCUGGCGUCUGUGGGCCGCUCUGCCUCAGGGCUGCAGCAGCCACCCUGCCACACCAGCCCGACUCCACACUGCCCCCUCCUCCACUGUCACGUCCUCGCAGUACUUCUCGAGCACGCCACCAUCCCGGCAUCGGCCGCCGCCGCCUCAGCAUCGCCCUGGCGUCCGUGGGCUGCUCUGCCUCAGGGCUGCAGCAGCCAGCCUGCCCACACCAGCCCGACUCCUCACUGCCCCCUCCUCCACUGUCACGUCCUCGCAGUACUUCUCGAGCACCCCACCGUCCCGGCAUCGGCCGCCGCCGCCUCAGCAUCGCCCUGGCGUCCGUGGGCCGCUCUGCCUCAGGGCUGCAGCAGCCAGCCUGCCCACACCAGCCCGACUUCACACUGCCCCCUCCUCCACUGUCACGUCCUCGCAGUACUUCUCGAGCACGCCACAGUCCCGGCAUCGGCCGCCGCCGCCUCAGCAUCGCCCUGGUGUUCGUGGUCCGCUCUGCCUCAGGGCUGCAGCAGCCAGCCUGCCCACACCAGCCCGACUCCACACUGCCCCCUCCUCCACUGUCACGUCCUCGCAGUACUUCUCGAGCAUGCCACUGUCCCGGCAACGGCCGCCGCCGCCUCAGCAUCGCCAUGGCGUCCGUGGGCCGCUCUGCCUCAGGGCUGCAACAGCCAGCCUGCCCACACCAGCCUGACUCCACACUGCUCCCUCCUCCACUGUCACGUCCUCGCAGUACUUCUCGAGCACGCCACCGUCCCGGCAUCGGCCGCCGCCGCCUCAGCAUCGCCCUGGCGUCCGUGGGCCGCUCUGCCUCAGGGCUGCAGCAGCCAGCCUGCCCACACCACCCCGACUCCACACUGCCCCCUCCUCCACUGUCACGUCCUCGCAGUACUUCUCGAGCAUGCCACCGUCCCGGCAUCGGCCGCCGCCGCCUCAGCAUCGCCCUGGCGUCCGUGGGCCGCUGUGCCUCAUGGCUGCAGCAGCCAGCCUGCCCACACCAGCCCGACUCCACACUGCCCCCUCCUCCACUGUCACGUCCUUGCAGUACUUCUCGAGCACCCCACCGUCCCGGCAUCGGCCGCCGCCGCCUCAGCAUCGCCCUGGCGUCCGUGGGCCGCUCUGCCUCAGGGUUACAGCAGCCAGCCUGCCCACACCAGCCCGACUCCACACUGCCCCCUCCUCCACUGUCACGUCCUCGCAGUACUUCUCGAGCACGCCACCGUCCCGGCAUCGGCCGCCGCCGCCUCAGCAUCGCCCUGGCGUGCGUGGGCCGCUCUGCCUCAGGGCUGCAGCAGCCAGCCUGCCCACACCAGCCCGACUCCACACUGCUCUCCUCCAGUGUCACGUCCUCGCAGUACUUCUCGAGCACGCCACCGUCCCGGCAUCGGCCGCCGCCGCCUCAGCAUCGCCCUGGCGUCCGUGGGCCGCUCUGCCUCAGGGCUGCAGCAGCCAGCCUGCCCACACCAGCCCGACUCCACACUGCCCCCUCCUCCACUGUCACGUCCUCGCAGUACUUCUCGAGCACGCCACCGUCCCGGCAUCGGCCGCCGCCGCCUCAGCAUCGCCCUGGCGUCGGUGGGCCGCUCUGCCUCAGGGCUGCAGCAGCCAGCCUGCCCACACCAGCCCGACUCCACACUGCCCCCUCCUCCACUGUCACGUCCUCGCAGUACUUCUCAAGCACGCCAUCGUCCCGGCAUCGGCCGCCGCCGCCUCAGCAUCGCCCUGGCGUCUGUGGGCCGCUCUGCCUCAGGGCUGCAGCAGCCACCCUGCCACACCAGCCCGACUCCACACUGCCCCCUCCUCCACUGUCACGUCCUCGCAGUACUUCUCGAGCACGCCACCAUCCCGGCAUCGGCCGCCGCCGCCUCAGCAUCGCCCUGGCGUCCGUGGGCCGCUCUGCCUCAGGGCUGCAGCAGCCAGCCUGCCCACACCAGCCCGACUCCACACUGCCCCCUCCUCCACUGUCACGUCCUCGCAGUACUUCUCGAGCACCCCACCGUCCCGGCAUCGGCCGCCGCCACCUCAGCAUCGCCCUGGCGUCCGUGGGCCGCUCUGCCUCAGGGCUGCAGCAGCCAGCCUGCCCACACCAGCCCGACUCCACACUGCCCCCUCCUCCACUGUCACGUCCUCGCAGUACUUCUCGAGCAGGCCACCGUCCCGGCAUCGGCCGCCGCCGCCUCAGCAUCGCCCUGGCGUCCGUGGGCCGCUCUGCCUCAGGGCUGCAGCAGCCAGCCUGCCCACACCAGCCCGACUCCACACUGCCCCCUCCUCCACUGUCACGUCCUCGCAGUACUUCUCGAGCACGCCACCGUCCCGGCAACGGCCGCCGCCGCCUCAGCAUCGCCCUGGCGUCCGUGGGCCGCUCUGCCUCAGGGCUGCAACAGCCAGCCUGCCCACACCAGCCCGACUCCACACUGCUCCCUCCUCCACUGUCACGUCUUUGCAGUACUUCUCGAGCGCGCCACCGUCCCGGCAUCGGCCGCCGCCGCCUCAGCAUCGCCGUGGCGUCCGUGGGCCGCUCUGCCUCAGGGCUGCAGCAGCCAGCCUGCCCACACCAGCCCGACUCCACACUGCCCCCUCCUCCACUGUCACGUCCUCGCAGUACUUCUCGAGCACCCCACCGUCCCGGCAUCGGCCGCCGCCGCCACAGCAUCGCCCUGGCGUCGGUGGGCCGCUCUGCCUCAGGGCUGCAGCAGCCAGCCUGCCCACACCAGCCCGACUCCACACUGCCCCCUCCUCCACUGUCACGUCCUCGCAGUACUUCUCGAGCACCCCACCGUCCCGGCAUCGGCCGCCGCCGCCUCAGCAUCGCCCUGGCGUCGGUGGGCCGCUCUGCCUCAGGGCUGCAGCAGCCAUCCUGCCCACACCAGCCCGACUCCACACUGCCCCCUCCUCCACUGUCACGUCCUCGCAGUACUUCUCGAGCACGCCACCGUCCCGGCAUCGGCCGCCGCCGCCUCAGCAUCGCCCUGGCGUCCGUGGGCCGCUCUGCCUCAGGGCUGCAGCAGCCAGCCUGCCCACACCAGCCCGACUCCACACUGCCCCCUCCUCCACUGUCACGGCCUCGCAGUACUUCUCGAGCACGCCAGCGUCCCAGCAUCGGCCGCCGCCGCCUCAGCAUCACCCUGGCGUCUGUGGGCCGCUCUGCCUCAGGGCUGCAGCAGCCAGCCUGCCCACACCAGCCCGACUCCACACUGCCCCCUCCUCCACUGUCACGUCCUCGCAGUACUUCUCGAGCACGCCACCGUCCCGGCAUCGGCCGCCGCCGCCUCAGCAUCGCCCUGGCGUCGGUGGGCCGCUCUGCCUCAGGGCUGCAGCAGCCAGCCUGCCCACACCAGCCCGACUCCACACUGCCCCCUCCUCCACUGUCACGUCCUCGCAGUACUUCUCGAGCACGCCACCGUCCCGGCAUCGGCCGCCGCCGCCUCAGCAUCGCCCUGGCGUCGGUGGGCCGCUCUGCCUCAGGGCUGCAGCAGCCAGCCUGCCCACACCAGCCCGACUCCACACUGCCCCCUCCUCCACUGUCACGUCCUCGCAGUACUUCUCGAGCACCCCACCGUCCCGGCAUCGGCCGCCGCCGCCUCAGCAUCGCCCUGGCGUCGGUGGGCCGCUUCUGCCUCAGGGCUGCAGCAGCCAGCCUGCCCACACCAGCCCGACUCCACACUGCCCCCUCCUCCACUGUCACGUCCUCGCAGUACUUCUCGAGCACCCCACCGUCCCGGCAACGGCCGCCGCCUUCUCAACAUCGCCCUGGCGUCGGUGGGCCGCUCUGCCUCAGGGCUGCAGCAGCCAUCCUGCCCACACCAGCCCGACUCCACACUUCCCCCUCCUCCACUGUCACGUCCUCGCAGUACUUCUCGAGCACGCCACCGUCCCGGCAUCGGCCGCCGCCGCCUCAGCAUCGCCCUGGCGUCCGUGGGCCGCUCUGCCUCAGGGCUGCAACAGCCAGCCUGCCCACACCAGCCCGACUCCACACUGCCCCCUCCUCCACUGUCACGUCCUCGCAGUACUUCUCGAGCACCCCACCGUCCCGGCAUCGGCCGCCGCCGCCUCAGCAUCGCCCUGGCGUCGGUGGGCCGCUCUGCCUCAGGGCUGCAGCAGCCAGCCUGCCCACACCAGCCCGACUCCACACUGCCCCCUCCUCCACUGUCACGUCCUCGCAGUACUUCUCGAGCACCCCACCGUCCCGGCAAGCGCCGCCGCCGCCUCAGCAUCGCCCUGGCGUCGGUGGGCCGCUCUGCCUCAGGGCUGCAGCAGCCAGCCUGCCCACACCAGCCCGACUCCACACUGCCCCCUCCUCCACUGUCACGUCCUCGCAGUACUUCUCGAGCACCCCACCGUCCCGGCAAGCGCCGCCGCCGCCUCAGCAUCGCCCUGGCGUCGGUGGGCCGCUCUGCCUCAGGGCUGCAGCAGCCAGCCUGCCCACACCAGCCCGACUCCACACUGCCCCCUCCUCCACUGUCACGUCCUCGCAGUACUUCUCGAGCACGCCACCGUCCCGGCAUCGGCCGCCGCCGCCUCAGCAUCGCCCUGGCGUCCGUGGGCCGCUGUGCCUCAGGGCUGCAGCAGCCGGCCUGCCCACACCAGCCCGACUCCACACUGCCCCCUCCUCCACUGUCACGUCCUCGCAGUACUUCUCGAGCACCCCACCGUCCCGGCAAGCGCCGCCGCCGCCUCAGCAUCGCCCUGGCGUCGGUGGGCCGCUCUGCCUCAGGGCUGCAGCAGCCAGCCUGCCCACACCAGCCCGACUCCACACUGCCCCCUCCUCCACUGUCACGUCCUCGCAGUACUUCUCGAGCACGCCACCGUCCCGGCAUCGGCCGCCGCCGCCUCAGCAUCGCCCUGGCGUCCGUGGGCCGCUCUGCCUCAGGGCUGCAACAGCCAGCCUGCCCAAACCAGGCCGACUCCACACUGCCCCCUCCUCCACUGUCACGUCCUCGCAGUACUUCUCGAGCACCCCACCGUCCCGGCAUCGACCGCCGCCGCCUCAGCAUCGCCCUGGCGUCGGUGGGCCGCUCUGCCUCAGGGCUGCAGCAGCCAGCCUGCCCACACCAGCCCGACUCCACACUGCCCCCUCCUCCACUGUCACGUCCUCGCAGUACUUCUCGAGUACCCCACCGUCCCGGCAUCGGCCGCCGCCGCCUCAGCAUCGCCCUGGCGUCGGUGGGCUGCUCUGCCUCAGGGCUGCAGCAGCCAGCCUGCCCACACCAGCCCGACUCCACACUGCCCCCUCCUCCACUGUCACGUCCUCGCAGUACUUCUCGAGCACGCCACCGUCCCGACAUCGGCCGCCCCCGCUCAGCAUCGCCCUGGCGUCCGUGGGCCGCUCUGCCUCAGGGCUGCAGCAGCCAGCCUGCCCACACCAGCCCGACUCCACACUGCCCCCUCCUCCACUGUCACGUCCUCGCAGUACUUCUCGAGCACCCCACCGUCCCGGCAAGCGCCGCCGCCGUCUCAGCAUCGCCCUGGCGUCGGUGGGCCGCUCUGCCUCAGGGCUGCAGCAGCCAGCCUGCCCACACCAGCCCGACUCCACACUGCCCCCUCCUCCACUGUCACGUCCUCGCAGUACUUCUCGAGCACGCCACCGUCCCGGCAUCGGCCGCCGCCGCCUCAGCAUCGCCCUGGCGUCCGUGGGCCGCUGUGCCUCAGGGCUGCAGCAGCCGGCCUGCCCACACCAGCCCGACUCCACACUGCCCCCUCCUCCACUGUCACGUCCUCGCAGUACUUCUCGAGCACCCCACCGUCCCGGCAAGCGCCGCCGCCGCCUCAGCAUCGCCCUGGCGUCGGUGGGCCGCUCUGCCUCAGGGCUGCAGCAGCCAGCCUGCCCACACCAGCCCGACUCCACACUGCCCCCUCCUCCACUGUCACGUCCUCGCAGUACUUCUCGAGCACGCCACCGUCCCGGCAUCGGCCGCCGCCGCCUCAGCAUCGCCCUGGCGUCCGUGGGCCGCUCUGCCUCAGGGCUGCAACAGCCAGCCUGCCCAAACCAGGCCGACUCCACACUGCCCCCUCCUCCACUGUCACGUCCUCGCAGUACUUCUCGAGCACCCCACCGUCCCGGCAUCGACCGCCGCCGCCUCAGCAUCGCCCUGGCGUCGGUGGGCCGCUCUGCCUCAGGGCUGCAGCAGCCAGCCUGCCCACACCAGCCCGACUCCACACUGCCCCCUCCUCCACUGUCACGUCCUCGCAGUACUUCUCGAGCACGCCACCGUCCCGGCAUCGACCGCCGCCGCCUCAGCAUCGCCCUGGCGUCGGUGGGCCGCUCUGCCUCAGGGCUGCAGCAGCCACCCUGCCACACCAGCCCGACUCCACACUGCCCCCUCCUCCACUGUCACGUCCUCGCAGUACUUCUCGAGCACGCCACCGUCCCGGCAUCGGCCGCCGCCGCCUCAGCAUCGCCCUGGCGUCGGUGGGCCGCUCUGCCUCAGGGCUGCAGCAGCCAGCCUGCCCACACCAGCCCGACUCCACACUGCCCCCUCCUCCACUGUCACGUCCUCGCAUCACUGCACUUCUUCUUCUACUCGACAUUAUACGCAGUCGUUUCCAUCUCUCUAGACUACAUCCGUCCAGAACCUGAGGCGCUCGAGAUGGAGAUGGCGCAGGCGCAGCUGCAAUGUAUGUCACGCGGCAUAGCCCGUAUACCUAGAGUGGUGGUUGGGGGGCGGGAGGCCCCGAUCAGGGCUGCGCGGGAAGCGGCGGCGGCGGCAGAAGGCGCGCAGCACCGCCCCAGCCCCCCUGGCGCCCCUGGCCACGAGGAAGAGCAGCGGCCUCCCGCCGCGCAGGCAGGCAGAGGGAGCUGCUCCAGCCGGCUGCCGCCGCCUGCACCUCCUCCGGCAGCUCUCCCCCUCCCUGUAGACGCCGACACGCCGGCGCCAGCUCCAGCUCCUACCCUGUGGCUAGCGCCUGAAGAACAGGUAGAAGACGUGGAACAAUUUUCUCCUCCAGAAGAUGACGAAAUGGAGAGAGUCUCCUCUGAAGAUGUUUGGACCAUGCAGCCCACCGACGGAGAGGGCGAUAUUACACCAGUUCGCCAAACAAAACGACUCAACGCUUCUCCUAAGCAGAAUAACUCUCGGAAGCGACAACGUCCAGAAGAACUGAAAACUUCCGACCGUUAUGAGGCUGUUGCGACUGGAGAUAAUGCGGAUGCUCCAGAACGUAUGGACCAGACGUGUGACGUCAAUCUCGAAUCAGAUAAAGAGGAGACAGAUGGCUCUGGCCGGAACUUACUACGAAAAGUCCCGCCCGUUAAUAUUUACCAUACCAAGAACUACAUGGAACUCAGGAAGGCGCUGAAAACGAAUAUUGACGGCAGUCUUAAGGCCAUCUACCAACGAGACAGAAUCAAAUAUCACUUUGACUCCUAUGAAGAUCAACGGGCGGCCAUUACAUCCUUUGUGUCGAAUGACAUCCACUUUUUUACACAUCAGGCCGCAGAGGACAAGGACCUCAAAGUGGUUGUCAAACGUCUACCUGCCGAAGUUACGGAGGAAGAACUGAAAGCCGCUCUGAUAGAGAAGGCCCUCUCAACGGAGGUCUCGUGUAACACGGAACUCGAAGCUGACGCCACACCCGCCGCCACACCGUCAGCAAACGCCACAAGAACAGCCAGCGGCGACUCGGCAGCCAGUAGCACAGCCUCCUCCUGA
This is a messenger RNA of Schistocerca gregaria, 17106 nucleotides long. RefSeq lists its product as uncharacterized. Lineage: Eukaryota; Metazoa; Arthropoda; Insecta; Orthoptera; Acrididae. The coding region runs from base 1 to 17106 and encodes 5701 amino acids. The transcript has 7 exons. The record is from RefSeq and is a predicted model, not a curated record.